AUGUCGACCUCGUCUCACCACAGCCGCUCAAUGAGCAACAAUCGCUGGCGCUUCAACAGCUUGGUGCAGGAGGAGCGCUCCAACCGCCGCAGCUCGUCCUACUCCCGCAAGCGCGUGGUCAGCCCGCAGGAUGCCUACACCUAUGCCCUCCGCGUGGCCUUUCUCUCCUACCUGCUCCAGCCGCGAGCCCGCCGCGUGCAGCACGUCCCAGCGCCCAAGCAGCUGCACCGCUCCUCGACCUCCGUCACUGAUCUCGUCAAGGACUUCUCCCUGAUAAGGGACAGCAAGAGCACAAAGUUCCCCCAUGGCUUCAUGAAGGAGCUCGACAAGCGUCUGACCGGCGUGCUGGUCGGCAAGGAGAAGAUGCCCGAGUACAAUGACCCGCAAAUCAAGUCGACCUUUGCCGGCUUCUUGAACGAGUUCAAGGACCCCAAGUUCAGGAAGACCAUGGAAGAGAACCGCCGCGUCGAGGAUCUGCUCCUGAUCUUCUUCUCCAACGCCACCAAGAUUAUGCAGCGAGGGAAGGCUCCCGAUGACGACAGUUGGCGCCUCAUGGUCGAUCGCCAUGUCGCUCUGUUCAUCCGUCUGAUCAGCUCGACCCUCCGCAACCACGACUGGACCCGUGACAGGCCCGAGCUUUUGUCAAGGCUGACAACAAUGGAGAAGAAGCUUCUGAUGCACGACCAAGACUUGGCCGCUGCUUCACAACGGAAUGGCGGCGCGGGUGGCUCGACCGUCGAGGUCGAGGUGCCUCGGAGUUACGAGGUCAAGGAUAUGCCCCUGGUCUUGGUAGUGUCACGGAUAUUCAGCGUCCCGUACGAUACCGUGCAACAGGACAUAAAUGCAAAGAAGGACGUCUGGACGGAGAAGGCUGCGCUGCAGGACCUGAAGGCCUAUCAAGCUAACCUGAGUCUGAACACGAGGCAGACACUGAGCCCCGACGAUUUCGACACGGAGGAGGCGUACGACGCAUGGAAGAAGGGAGAGACCCAGGACUUGUCUCAAAUGAUGUUGGCAAUCAUCCAGUCCAGCCCUGAGCUCGCAAAGAGCAGCGGUGGCGCACUACCGCAGUUCAAGCCGGAUCGUGGAAGCGUCGUAGACCCCGCCUAUUCGGAGAUGGCCAGGAAGAUGUCGGAAACUUCGGAGGGUGGUUCCUAUGUCAUCGAUCAGCCAGUUGAUGUGUCGUCUCUGAACCUGAACGAUAUUCCAAGCCCCACUGAGGACGGUAGCACGCCCUAUACCUACAUCCCUCCGGACCCAAGGGCAUUCUAUCGUGCCAUCGUCAAGCAAGCCUUCACGUAUGAUUUGCAAGAUGACGGUCUAGACCCCUCAAGCCCGACGGGAGAUACACCGGCCAUGAAAUUGCUAUCCAAAGACUCUACGGAGCUACUGAGUGAGAUUGGCUUGCGCUGGCGGGUUCCUCAAUUUUCUCGGCUCGUGCUCUUCUUGGAUGUCGUUAAAGAGAAAUACCAGCAAACAGAAAUCAGCCUGGAAACACUGGACGACGCAUUCACUUUUGUCAAGCAGCCGCCGCUUGAGAACAAUAAGAAGGGCAAUAGGUCUAGCGUCAUGGUGUUGCAGCAGACCACAAUGUUCGAUCACACCAAAUGGACCAUUCACGAUUUCGUCCUGAAGCAGCAGAUUCUGUCGUCGUUGCAUGAGGACCUUCUUCGUGAACUCUUCCAACUCAUGCUGUUCUGCUACGACGCCAAGCCCCCAACUCUCGGCCCGGUAAUGUUCGUGCUCAACAACCAUAUCUACGAUGAUCCGUUGUUUAGUGGAACGCCUGAAGACCUCGACGAGUAUUCAGCCAAGCUGACGGAUGCACUUGGAAAGCGGGCAGCCGAAGUUUACAGCGAAAUUUUGGCAAAGAACAUCCCUGACACCAAGGAUGAGUGGGAGUUCUUCCACGUCAUCGAACUCGGAAAGGCAGUGAUCAAGCUCUGUGAGAAGAUCCAGAAGCGCUACCGCAAGAACCCAGAGAUCAUGGGAGUAAACCCUCUUAACGUGCUUGUCCAAGAAAUUCUCCCCUCAUACGCUGCGGAUGCUAGGGACUUAGUGGCCAAAAUCAUGGAGUUCUCGCAGCAGAAAGGCGAAGAGGUCCCCAUCCCUGAUGGUUUCGACCUGUACAAGGAGCUGGUUGAGAUCCGCCGCAUUCAUGCUGAUGCCUUGCCAGAUCGGCCGUUUGCUUUCCAUAUCGAGGACCUUCUUCAAGACUUUGUUUGGCGUUGGAUUGACAUGACCAACCAAAAUCUCGUCCAAUGGGUGGAGAAUGCUGUCAAGCAGGAUGACUUUCAAGUUCGUAUGGAAUUCCCAGAUCAAGUCCCCACCGACGAUGAGCGCCAUAGUGUUUCGGUUGUGGAUAUCUUCCGCUCGUUCAACCAGUCCAUCGAGCAAAUCGUGAACUUGAACUGGGACGACGAUCUCCAGUACGCCAAGUUCAUGACUGCAACUUCGAAAGCCGUUGGCGAUGCUCUUGCCCGGUAUUGCGAAAUGCUUGAUACCAUGUUCAGUAAGGAGAUGGAACGCUUGACUCCGGAGCAGGAAGCAGCGGCGCGCCAAACUCGCCAGGAAAAAUGGCUGCAGAUGGCAAAGGAUACUUGGAACAACAAAGACAAGAUCGAACCGUAUCAGUUCUUGCCAGAGUCUCUCGUGAAACUCAACAACAUCGAAUACGCUACGCAGCAGCUUGACAAGCUCGAACGCGAAGUCAACGUCGACGCGUGCGCCGAAGUUAUUCAGAAACACACACCCCCCUCUAACCAGCGACAGAAGAUGACCAAGUAUGUGUUCACCAUUAAGAUCAUCGAAGCAGAAGACAUCAAGGCUUGCGAUAUGAACGGACUUAGCGACCCGUACGUUGUUCUGGGCGACGAGUAUCAGAAACGCCUAGCAAAGACCCGUGUUGUAUAUGGCAGUCUUAACCCGCGUUGGGAGGAGACGGUAGAUAUCACGACGGCAGGACCUCUCAACAUCAUUGCGACCAUUUGGGAUUGGGAUACCCUAGGCGACCACGAUUGUGUUGGUAGGACUUCACUGAAGCUUGACCCCUCUCAUUUCCGUGAUUUCAUGCCGAGGGAGUAUUGGCUUGAUCUGGACACGCAGGGCCGCCUCCUGCUUAGGGUGAGUAUGGAAGGUGAGAAGGAUGACAUCCAGUUCUACUUUGGCAAGGCUUUCCGGACCCUGAAGAGGUCGGAGCGCGAUAUGACUCGCAAGAUCACGGACAAGCUCUCCUCGUACAUUCACUACUGUCUAUCACGCCGUGCCUUGAAAGCACUUCUGAACCGCGGUGUUACUGUCUCAGCAGUUGCGUCGUACUUCCGUGCAAGACCUCAGUCUGUCCAGCAAGGGCCUUCGCAAGCGGACGUCAUGAACGCGCUUCAGCCGCUUUUCGGUUACUUCAAUGAUAACUUUGCGCUGAUGAAGGAGACGCUUACAGACAGUGCUAUGGUCAUGGUCAUGUCUCGACUCUGGAAGGAGGUGCUGGCUGUUCUUGAGAGUCUUCUGGUGCCGCCUUUGAGCGACAAGCCCAGUCAGCAGAGGCCUCUCACGCAGCAAGAGUUGGAUAUUGUCUUCAAAUGGUUGCAGCUUCUGUUUGACUUCUUCCACGCAGUUGACGAGGAAACCGGCAUCGCAUCAGGAGUUCCUCUUGAUAUUCUCAAGUCUCCCAAAUACCACGACCUGCAGAAUCUGAACUUCUUUUAUUUCGAAUCGACGGAGAAUCUCAUCCGCACGUCUGAGGCAAUGGCCGCUGCAUCGCUUCAGAGGCAGCAGGAGAAGGCUGCUCGGAACAACCGUCUCUCUUCACCUGCCCAUCUCGGAGGGCCUCCUGCCGGCCAUAGCUUCGGUGGCGCUGCUGGCUUGGUCGGCAUGCCGACUCGGAAGCACAAGACGGUGAUGCUAAGCCGCAAUUUGGGCACCAUGAAGAGGGCGAAGGAGGAGAAGAGAAAAGAGGCGCAGGCAGAGCCAAGCGACGACAUGAUCCUCAGGAUUCUGCGCAUGAGGCCCGAGGCGGAGAGAUACUUGCGCGACCGGUCGAGGCAGAAGGAGAGACUGGCAGCAGCAGCAGCAGCCGAGAUGAUCGUCAAGCAGAGCUUGCUUGCAAGCAAUUCUAGGAGAUAA
Messenger RNA from Lasiodiplodia theobromae, 4122 nucleotides. RefSeq names its product C2 domain containing protein. The record is from RefSeq and is a predicted model, not a curated record. NCBI's taxonomy places the organism in Eukaryota, Fungi, Ascomycota, Dothideomycetes, Botryosphaeriales, Botryosphaeriaceae. Bases 1 to 4122 code for a protein of 1373 amino acids. The transcript has 6 exons.